AUGGCGACGGCGGGACGGCGCGCGCCGGGGACCCGCCUGGUCGAGAACCAUCCGCACGACGAGACCCUGGAGCUGCUGGAGACUGAAGUUACGCGCGGCGCGGCGGAGAGGCCAUCCGGGGCCCGCCCCCGGGGAUCCCGCCGGCCGGGGCUAUCCGCAGCGGGCAGCGGCGCGGCCGAUCGCGGCAAGGACGAAGAGGGCAGCGGCGACAAGGAGGAGGCGGCUGCCGCCGCUGCCCUCAGCGACGACGACGACGACGACGACGACUCGGAAGAAGAAGAGGAUUCCUCCGAGGAUGACUCGGAAGACGACUCAGAGGAGCACGGGGCUGCGCUGGAGGGUGAUUUCAAUCUGGCAGAUUAUGACUACCUGCCGGUGUCCUCUGAACUCAGAGAAGUCUUUGAGUACAUUAAAAGGUACACUCCCAAGAUAACAGAAAUUGAACACAAACUGCAGCCUUUUAUUCCAGACUUCAUUCCUGCUGUUGGGGACAUUGAUGCAUUCCUAAAGGUUCCCCGUCCCGACAGCAAGCCGGAUAACCUCGGCCUGCUGGUGCUGGAUGAGCCAUCCACCAAGCAGUCCGAUCCCACGGUGCUCUCCCUUUGGCUGACCGAGAACUCCAAGCAGCACAACGUCACCCAUGAGAUCAAAGUGAAGAGUUUAGAGAAUGCAGAGAAGAACCCCAAAGCCAUUGAGAGCUGGAUUGAGAGUAUCAGUGAGCUGCACUGCUGCAAACCUCCUGCCACAGUCCACUACACCAGGCCAAUGCCUGACAUUGAGACCCUGAUGCAGGAGUGGUCACCAGAGUUUGAGGAGCUCCUGGGAAAGGUGGUCCUCCCGACGGCGGAGAUGAGCUGCGAGCUGGCCGAGUACAUCGACAUGGUCUGCGCCAUUCUGGACAUCCCUGUCUACAAGAGUCGGCUCCAGCCCCUGCAUGUCCUCUUCUCCCUCUAUUUGGAGUUCAAGAACUCACAGCAUUUCAAGUCCCUGGCUGAUGGGAAGAAGGGCAGGAGCUCGCCAUCCAACCCACCCUCACAAGCAGCAGACAUGGAGGUGUUAAGCUAUGCCUGAAGCUUCACGUUAAACCCUCAUGCCCUGGCUCAGCAUCUGCUGCUGCUGGACAUCAGGGUUUGACCAGAGCAGCCCAGGAAGCAGUGCUCCAUGCUCCAGAAGCCUCCAGUUUUUACAGAUGCUACUGAGCUGUUCUGACUCAUCACAUUUAUUGCAGAAGAUGCCUAAUUACUCUGGUUUUGACUCAUUCACAAGAACCUCAGCAUUAAACCAGCUCUUCCCUGGGAUGAGCUCCCUGUGCCCUAGCUGCUGCUGGGUAAAGGCUCCUCUAGUGCAGGAGACAAGUACUGGAACAAGUGGAAAUAAACCCUGUGCUCAGACACUUGGAUCUGCUUGGUGUGCUCCAAGCCCUGAUGUGGGGAUCUCCCCUGUCCUCUGCCCCAUAUUUAUGGAGUCCCUUUUCCUGUGCUUGAGUCUCUUAGCAACCUCCUGGGAGAAAUAACCAGCACGGCACAAUGCUGAUGCUCAACUUUAUUGCUGCGGGGUUGGCUGUUGCAGGCCUGCCCUGCUCACCCCUCUGCCACAGCUCUGUGCCGGGCACAGAGGAUCACAGAGGAAGCAAGGCUGGGGCUUGACCUUGCCCCAGGAGGAGUCACAGCACUGGCAGCCUGGCCGAGCCUGGUUAUAAACAGCUUUGAUAUGUUUUGGUUGCAGUUGACUAUUGGUAAAGCACACAGGCUAGGUAAAAAUGUGCCCAGAACAACAGUGAGGCUACCGAGGCCUGCAGCAGGUAGCUUAAUGUCUAGUCAGGUGGCUGGUGGACACUUGCCAUGCAGCACAGCCUCCCUGGCACCCUCAGCUGUGCUGCUUCACAGGCUUGUACAUACCUGGCUCG
Dryobates pubescens (Downy woodpecker) is the source of this 1906-nucleotide messenger RNA. It is a transcript of the gene IFT46, whose product is annotated as intraflagellar transport 46. Lineage: Eukaryota; Metazoa; Chordata; Aves; Piciformes; Picidae. The record is from RefSeq and is a predicted model, not a curated record. The coding region runs from base 1 to 1071 and encodes 356 amino acids. The transcript has 11 exons. Gene Ontology annotation, cellular component: centrosome; intraciliary transport particle B; motile cilium. Gene Ontology annotation, biological process: cilium assembly; intraciliary transport.